AUGGAGUUUGUGGCUUUGGUGACAGUUUGUCUUCUGAUCCUCCACUGGCGAAUGGCCUAUGCAGACCCUUCUGCUCCGCUCUUCUCUGUGUCCCCAAAACAAGACAUCUACACAACCGGGGACUUGAUAAGCCUCACGUGCUUGGCUCCUGACAAACGUAACAUGUCCAGGAUCAUCUUUCUCAGUAACAAAUGGGUACUGUAUUUCCACAAUCCCACACCUGCUGUAGACACUUUCAUGCAUUCCCUGCACCUAUCUGCACAAGACAGCGGAGACUAUUCCUGCAUGUACUAUGUCCUGGAAUCUGGACGGGAGAUCCCAUCCCAGAGAAGCAGCUCCAUCUUUAUUUCCGUGAUGGAUCCUCCUCCUCCUCCAGUGCUGAAAAUAGAUCCUCCAUCCAGAGUAGUGAAUGAAGGUGACCCCUUGCUUCUCACUUGCUCAGCCAAAGAGAACCACAUCAAGAAAAGCUUCCAUUUCUAUAGGGAUGGUGUCGAGAUGGUCCCCAGCAAUGAUGGGUCUCUGCAGGUCUCCAGAGAACCUGGGGAUACCUCCCCAAAUGCUUCUGUAAGCAUCUGGCAGGCCAGCCUCAACCACAGUGGGGAAUUUGCUUGCAGGUACAAGGAAAAAAUGAGCAGCGAUUGGAGAGUCUCUCCGUGGAGUCAGAAGGUGUGCAUCACAGUUUGGGCAUCAAAUUCCUCUGCACCACCACUGCUCUAUGCAUGCAUGGCAAUUCCACUGAUGAUCCUGAUGGCUCCACUUGCUUUUUAUUGUGGGAGAAAGACGAGUGAAUGCAAACAAGGAAACAAGGAGGAAGCAGACACGGAAUACGUUGAAAUGUUCAGCCCCAACUGGAAGCCUCACAGGUUGUGGACCCCAGCUCAGCCCCAGUCGUGA
Molecule: messenger RNA, 894 nt
Organism: Rhineura floridana
Lineage: Eukaryota; Metazoa; Chordata; Lepidosauria; Squamata; Rhineuridae
Gene: FCER1A
Product: Fc epsilon receptor Ia
Exons: 7
Coding region: 1-894 (297 amino acids)
Biological process (GO): cell surface receptor signaling pathway
Molecular function (GO): transmembrane signaling receptor activity
Source: RefSeq, a predicted model, not a curated record